AGAAUCUGGAGAGCGAAGCGAUCGAGGAGGAGCUUCUUUCGGGCUCGCCGGGAGCCCGUUCGCAGGCUAAGAAAUAAACGCAUAUUAUUCUUGCACGUGAAGGACCGUGAAGAUUCAGUACAUGGCGUGACCUGUUGCGUGAUGAUGUGUGACAGGUGUCGAAUUUCAAUGAGCCUCGAGUCUAUUUAUCACAUGACAUUCAUAAGCUUUGGAGUGAGAGCACGAUGGCUGCCGGUCUGAAGUACCUUCUCUUCUUCUUUGCCCUUGUUUACGCAGUGCGUUUCUCGGAAUCUCGAUCUUUCGUCAUUGACUACAAAAACGACUGUUUCCUGAAGGAUGGAGAGCCAUUUCGUUACAUUUCCGGGAGCCUUCAUUAUUUUCGAGUUCCUCGUUUUUAUUGGAAAGACAGGCUCAUGAAAAUGAAAGCCGGAGGUUUGAACGCUGUGCAGACUUACGUUGCUUGGAAUAUCCACGAACCAGUUCAGGGGCAAUACAACUUUGAGGGAGAUGCAGAUGUCGUGAGUUUUAUCGAGCUCGCCAACAGCCUUGGGCUUCUAGUGAUCGUCAGAGCAGGUCCUUACAUUUGUGCUGAGUGGGAGUUUGGCGGCUACCCACCGUGGUUGGUGAAGAACACCUCAAUUAUCUUAAGAUCCAUGGACAAUCAUCAGUACACGACCUAUGUGCAGUCAUGGAUGGGCGUGCUUCUGCCCAAACUCCAACCUCUGCUGUACGCUAAUGGAGGACCAAUCAUAUCAGUUCAAGUUGAGAACGAAUAUGGUUCUUACUUCGCCUGUGAUCAUGAUUACCUCAAAUUUCUUGAGCAGUUAUUCCGCCAGUAUCUUGGCAACGACAUCAUUCUUUUUACAGUAGACGGUGAUUCUGAGGCUGACUUACAGUGUGGAACUAUCCCAUCACUUUAUGCCACUGUAGACUUUGGAGCAAGCACAGACCCAGCGAAGGCAUUUGCAGUUAUGCGCAAAUUCUCCCCCCAUGGACCCCUGGUCAAUACCGAGUUUUACCCGGGUUGGUUGGACCGCUGGAGUGUGCCUCACCAAACGCGGCCAGCAUCAAUGGUAGCUAGUACUCUUGACAAGAUCCUUUCUAUGAAUGCCUCCGUGAACUUUUACAUGUAUGAAGGUGGCACUAACUUUGGUUUUAUGAAUGGUGCAGGUUACAACAAAUCUGCACACUUUUUAUUACCAAGCAUAACCAGUUAUGACUACGAUGCACCUUUGACAGAAGCUGGUGAUACCACAACAAAAUUUCGCAUUCUGAAAGAGACAAUUGCCAAGCAUGAGAAGUUGCCAGUUAUGCCAGUCCCUGCUAACACAACAAAGUUUGCCUAUGGUAAAGUUCAAAUGUCCCGAAUAAGGACCUUUCUUGAGGCUUUGCCAAUACUGUAUCUUCCCUUUGGUCCUGUGAAUGCAACUUUUCCUUUAACAAUGGAACAGAUUGGACAGAACUAUGGCUUCAUUGUCUAUAGAACAAAGAUUCCUGAUUCGUUUUACCAGUCUAGUGCCACCUUGAGUGUCAGUGGUUUAUUACGUGACAGGGCAAUUAUCUACGUUGGCCAAGUCCGUCAAGCCACAAUGUUUGGUUAUCCAGGAAACCAAACGGUACCUCUUGACAUUGGAGACUUUCUACAGCUAGAUAUUUUAGUGGAGAAUAUGGGACGACUGAGUGGAGGGACUGAUGAUGCUAAGGGAAUCCUUGGCAAUGUCACCUUAAGUGGAACUAUACUACUGAACUGGCAGAUCUUUCCUACUAACUUAGAAAAUCUGUUCGCAGAAGAUUCUUCCUUUUUACCUCUCUCUGAUGAACACAAGACAGAAUUAUCCAAUAUGGAUGACAGCUUUGCCCCUUCCUUUUUCCAUGGAGAAUUUCUGGUAAAUUCUUCUUCUGACACAUUUCUUCAGCUGCCAGGAUGGAGUAAAGGGCAAGCAUUUGUCAAUGGCUUUAACUUGGGUCGGUACUGGCCUGUAGUCGGUCCACAGAUCACCUUGUUUGUCCCAGCAAAUGUGCUGUCCAUCAGCCAGAAUCCUGCUAGGGUGGUGUUACUUGAACUGGAUAGUGCACCUUGUGAAUUUCCUGAAAACUGCUAUGUUGAGUUUGUGUCGACCCCUUCCAUCAAUGGGUCUGUACAUCCUAUAGACGGAAGUCAGAUAGAAGCUUGAACAAGCUACAAUGUGGAGGCGAGAAACAUUAAAGAAAAGGGCAAGAUCACUAGCCAAGCUGUGAUGUUUUUUUCCCUGUACAUACUAAACUGUAGCAGAAUGAUGCAUGAAAAUGACAUAAGUUAUUACUAAUUAAGAAUUAUUACUACAUUACAAGCUAUAACCUUAUAAAAGUAAACUGGAAAAAUCUGGUGCAUACUUCCUGCUAUGAGUUUGACAGCCGGGAAGCAUGGAAUUUGUAUUCAACAAAACUUAUAAUCCAAGACUAGACGAAGUUAAAUUCUGACAACUAGACCCUGAUUCCCUGUAGAUAUAUCUUAUGUAGGACAUUUGGCAUCAUUUCAGUAGAAUCUGAACUAAAUUACCUUCAAGUAAUGAUUUCCAAUAUUUCUCUACAUUUUGAGAAUUCUUAAAGUUCCCUCUUUAGUGAAAUCAUAUGCAAACUGAACUGUCAUUUGAAACUGUAGCUGAAUUUGAGUAAGUUCAAAAUAGAUUGUGAACACUGUAUAAUAACACCUUUUGUGGACAUUCAUUUGGGGUCCUGUAUCUUGAAAGCAGAUCUUCUUCCCCACUUUUAUGGGCAUUUUCUGUUGUCCAUACAGUUUCCUUAUUAUGGGGAUUUGACUGCAAUACCAUAGGCUGUGUAAGCAAGUUCUCCCCAUAUAGAGAUAGGAAGAAGACAGAUGUUGCAUGUGCAUCUCUAUUGUUAUUGUACUUCAAAAUUAGAUGUCAUUGCUCUAGUUUUUAGAACUUUGCUGUGCUUAUUGUGGCAGUGCACUGUAGGAAUUUGAUUUGAAAAUGUGCUACUCAUUUUGGUCAAUGGUUGAAGAGGAGGAGUGUGUUUAAUACACGAAAUGGCAAAAUGAUGAAAUGGCAUUCUGGCUAGCCUAGAUAGUGCUCAGGUUAGCCUAAAUAUCACUGACUUGACAAUGGUUAGCUUUCAAUAAUUAUCAGGGUUAACCCUUACAGACACUCACAUCCCACAUCGACUCUUACCUGUAGAGCCAUUUUGUUGUGUGACAUUAUUUUUGUGUGUUAAGCAUACCCCAAGUUGAGGAGAUGUGGCUGCCUGAUGGCUCUAGUGCAUUUGACUUCCAGUUGAGAGAGAUCCAGGUUUAAACCUGGCCAGGGUCACUGUAUUCUGUUCUUGGGUGACAUAGUACUUGGACAGUGCCUCCCUCCACCAAGGAGAGUGAAAAUCUUAGGCAGUAACCUGAGAUGGAUUAGCGACCCAUCCAGGGAGAGUAGCUCUACUCCUAGUCACCUAAGUGGAGUUAAACAC
Messenger RNA from Orbicella faveolata, 3456 nucleotides. Its product is annotated as beta-galactosidase-like. Gene Ontology annotation, molecular function: beta-galactosidase activity. Gene Ontology annotation, biological process: carbohydrate metabolic process. The record is from RefSeq and is a predicted model, not a curated record. Lineage: Eukaryota; Metazoa; Cnidaria; Anthozoa; Scleractinia; Merulinidae.